UUGUGAAUCAGUUAUUCUGUGUGUUUCUAAAGUAGUGUAGCCCUUGCCCUGCUUCCAGAGGGCGGGUUGUCUCUUCCUAAAUCUGUACAUUUCUGGAGACUCCACGCUGUGAAGGGCUGCAGGGAUAAUACUGUCCUACAGUCUCUCCGGAGUGCGGCUCCCUUGGUUGUAAGGCCACAUUUUCCCAGCCUCUAAAACCUUCCCCUGCCCAUAUAAGGAGAGGCAGCUGCUGGGGGAGAGGAUCUAAAGAUAGCGGCCCCUGCCCCGGACAGCAAGAGCCGCCAUGGCACGGCAGCAUGCCCGGACCCUGUGGUAUGACAGGCCCAAGUAUGUGUUCAUGGAGUUUUGUGUUGAGGACAGCACCGACGUCCACGUGCUCAUAGAAGACCACCGCAUUGUGUUCAGCUGCAAGAAUGCUGAUGGAGUGGAGCUGUACAAUGAGAUUGAGUUCUAUGCCAAGGUGAACUCCAAGGACUCUCAGGAUAAGCGCUCUGGCCGCUCCAUUACUUGCUUUGUGAGGAAAUGGAAGGAGAAAGUGGCCUGGCCCCGGCUCACCAAGGAGGAUAUCAAGCCGGUGUGGCUGUCUGUGGACUUCGAUAACUGGAGAGACUGGGAAGGGGAUGAAGAGAUGGAGCUGGCUCAGGUGGAACAUUACGCAGAGCUUUUGAACAAGGUCAGCACCAAGAGACCUCCCCCUGCCAUGGAUGAUCUGGAUGAUGAUUCUGACAGUGCCGAUGCAACAAGUAAUUAACUUCGCUGCAGAGCUGGGGAGGAUGCUGUGGCUGUCUUCUGACAAGCGAGGGCCUAGGCCUUCGUCCAGCUCUUUGGCUGUGCACCAGGGUCCUCUGGGAUCUCAGAUCUUUCCUAGAAGCUCUUCAUUCAGGGUCCUCCUAUUUCUUUACCUAGGCUAUUUCUUUUACUUGACUAUGGCUGCUGUAUCAAUGGCAGACUAGUAAAGAAGUAGACUGGCGGCCCUUCUGACUUCCUACCAAUUGGCUAUAAUCUCAGUGUUUGGGCCACUCAUCAGGGCUCUCCUGAGUAUCUGAGCAUGUGUACGUAUGGAUGUGGUAGAGCAGAAGCCAAAGCAGCAGCAUGUAGAUUAUAAUAAAUCUCUAGGAACUGGUCUGUUUUCUUUCCUGCUUGUACUUCUUCCUCCUGG
Messenger RNA from Pteronotus mesoamericanus, 1159 nucleotides. It is a transcript of the gene PTGES3L, whose product is annotated as prostaglandin E synthase 3 like. Gene Ontology annotation, molecular function: protein-folding chaperone binding; Hsp90 protein binding. Gene Ontology annotation, biological process: protein folding; chaperone-mediated protein complex assembly. The coding region runs from base 284 to 751 and encodes 155 amino acids. The record is from RefSeq and is a predicted model, not a curated record. The transcript has 7 exons. Gene Ontology annotation, cellular component: cytosol; nucleus. NCBI's taxonomy places the organism in Eukaryota, Metazoa, Chordata, Mammalia, Chiroptera, Mormoopidae.